AUGCCCAAGCUCUGGGGCGGGUUGGGGGGGGGGGGGGCCCGCGCCCCCCCAGAGCUUCAGCAGGCGUUUGACAUGCUGACUGUGUUUGUGCCCGAGCAGUCCCAGGCCAUCGUGAUCUACACGGGCUGGGAGCGCCAUGCGCUGGUGGGCUCCGACAUCCGGCUGUCCUGCUCCUUCUUCUCCUGGCGCUGGACCUCGGAGGAAGUCACCUUCUCCUGGACGUACCGGCCGGACGGCUCUCGGGACAGCAUCUCCAUUUUCCACUACACCGGGGGCGUGGCUUACCUGGACAACAAGGGCCCCUUCAGGGACCGGCUGGAGUUUGUGGGAAACCCGGGCCGCCGGGACGGCUCCAUCCUGCUCAAGAACCUGGACUUCAGCGACAACGGCACCUUCACCUGCGACGCCAAGAACCCCCCCGACAUAGUGGGCCGGCCCUCCAGCGUGCGCCUGCUGGUGUUUGAGAAAGUGCCCAUCCAGGCCGGUGUGAUCACGGGGGCCAUUAUCGGGGUGGUGCUGGGCCUGCUGGUGCUCAUUGUGGUCAUCUAUUACUUGAUGAGGUUCCUGGUGGCGCGCCGCGUCUUCAGCCUUAGCGUCAGCAAACAUGGCAAGAAAAAGAAAGAGGGAUCACAGCAGAGACAGGCAAGUGUCCCCCCUCCCUCCCCCUGCCUCCCCCCUCCCCCCCCCCCGCCUCCUCAGCACGCGCACUCCAUCGCACGCCUCCACGCCACAGCAGCCAGACGAAACACAUUUGUUUGCUGUCACAUCCAGGCAUUAAUAGCGCAACGACGUCCCUUUUUUCCGGAGAGAUUACGGCGGGAUUGGACAUUUGUUUGGAGCGUUCGGGGGCUCGGGAAAACGUGCUGUCGGAAGGCGGCGUUCCCCUCACAACAGCAGGCGUCCCCUGUGACAGCGCCGGUUCAUAAUCGCAUUCCCCCUAAUGCCGGCCCAGGCCGGGCGGGGGGGCGCGCCCUCACACCUCCCCCCCCCCAUCACUUGGGGUGCUUUGGAGCCGGCCCACCUCCUCCUCCCCCCCGCCUCUAG
Messenger RNA from Menidia menidia (Atlantic silverside), 1044 nucleotides. The record is from the annotation of a GenBank genome assembly. Lineage: Eukaryota; Metazoa; Chordata; Actinopteri; Atheriniformes; Atherinopsidae.